Xyrauchen texanus (razorback sucker) is the source of this 1659-nucleotide messenger RNA. RefSeq names its product protein FAM131B-like. The transcript has 6 exons. Bases 7 to 1245 code for a protein of 412 amino acids. The record is from RefSeq and is a predicted model, not a curated record. Lineage: Eukaryota; Metazoa; Chordata; Actinopteri; Cypriniformes; Catostomidae.
CUGUCCAUGGAGGACACAACCUCUAUCCUCCCUCGGUUGAAGAAGAGAAACUCCAAUGCCUAUGGAAUCGGUGCUUUGGCUAAGUCCUCUCUGACAGGUGUGUCAGGAGUGUCUCGGUCUAUGAAGGACAAGGUGACAAAGCCGACAGCGAUGGCCCAGGGACGUGUGGCUCAUAUGAUUGAGUGGCAGAGCUGGGGCAUGCAGACAGUGGGCGUGGGGGGCUACCCUGCAGGACGGACCUCCAGCCUGCACCUCCAACGUGAGCGCAAGCUGGAGAAUGACGCAUACAGUGAUCUAAGUGACGGAGAGAAGGAGGCUCGCUUCGCUGCAGGAGUGCUUCAGCAGUUUGCCAUCUCCGAGGCGACUUUGUUGGCCUGGACCUCUAUGGAUGGAGAGAGCACAAGCAUUGAAUCUAACCAGGGGAGUGUGGCCCACCUGAGCGAAGCCAACCAGGAGAGCAUCACCAGCCGAGACCAGAUAGUGCACCAUUCCUCUGCAGAGGUGUGGCCUCACAAUUACGUCUCCCAGGGUCUUUACUGCCUUUCUUCCUCUGAUGCUUGGGAGCCGAUCAGUAAUGAGCAGUCAGGUGUGGCCUCUCCCGCCGCUGGCUCUUAUGUCAUGGCAGUGGGGACUGAGGGUGGAUAUGAACCAAAUGCAGCAGCACACUUCCUGUCCCAACAGCAGCAGCAGCAGCAGUAUCAGAGCCAGUUACAGCAGAUCCAGCACCUGCACCAGAUUCAGCAACAACAGCUAAUGCAGUAUCAACAACAACAGAUGCUGGAACAAAGACUACACAGUGCAACUCAUUCUUUACAAGCUACUCCGAACAGCACUGUCCACAGUCUGCCUUCUCGUACUCACCCGCCAUUGGUGGAUCUGUGGGGGGCGGGGCAUACAGAAACAUAUCAGGCAGACAUGGUUGGCUACAUGGGCAUACCUGUGGGUGUAGAGGGACAUCUAACAGAGGAGAUGAUGACCGACCACUCACCAUUGCUGGAAGCCCAGGAGGAGGAAGAGAUCAAUGAGAUAGACAUAACGUUAUGUAUGGAACCAGUGACAUUAAUUCCAUCCCCAGUGACACAGAGAGAGGAAGUGACCUCAACAGGAGGUAGCAGUCCAGGUCAAGCCCCUGGAGAACCAUUUAAAGAGCGUAAGGCUUCUGAUGUCUCACCGUCUGUAAUUGAGGAGCUGGAAGAGAAGGAGGAGGCAGAAUCCUCACAUGUAGACGUCACAGCAGCCAACUAAGUGACAAGAGUGAGACUUGGGCUGGUUUUGACAGACAUUUCAAUCAGCAUUAUCUAACAAUAUCAACUCCUUUUUCAGGAAUCAAACAACAUUGUGAUGGAGUUCAAGUGACUUCUCAAACCCAAAAUGAAAACAGCAGAUCUGAAAGUUUAUGCACUGCUUACGUACGUGAACGCUGCUGUUUUUUUUUUUUGUAAGCCUUAUAUUUUGGAUGUUUGAAAGAGGAAGGCAGAGAAUGGGAGUGAGAAAUCCAUGGCAAGGGGGGAGGAGGAAAGAAUGAAAAAAAAAUCAGACAUGAAUGGAGCGAUAGAGAUUGAGGUAUAUGGAAUUUAGGAAGAUGAAUAUGAAGAAGAUUCAGAUAAAUAUUUGCAUGCUUUUACAAGGAGUGGUGACAGUCUUUUCUCAAAAUAAAGA